Molecule: messenger RNA, 1178 nt
Organism: Drosophila ananassae
Lineage: Eukaryota; Metazoa; Arthropoda; Insecta; Diptera; Drosophilidae
Product: serum response factor homolog A
Exons: 4
Coding region: 56-1048 (330 amino acids)
Source: RefSeq, a predicted model, not a curated record
CAGAGAUCGAAUCAGUUGAUCGAGAAGAGACCUACCAAGUGGAAGUUGGUCUGAAAUGAUUUUUUGCGGAAAUUCGGGAUUCGGGAUGAUCCUGGUCCUGGUCGGGGCCAUGGCCUUUACCAGUGACCUCUCGCUGGUGAGCGGUCAAACGGUGGCACCACUGGUGACCUCAACGGUGAAACCCACAAGUGCACCCAAAAUGGAGGUCACUCCCACCAAGGCAAUGAUUAUCAAUGCCCCUCCCAGCAAGCAGAAAAAGGUUCCUGAAAUGAAACAGGAGCCUCUGGUGAAGGCCAAGGAUGGCGCCAAGCCCCUCCAGGUCACUGGAUUCAUCACCAAGUCGGGAAACAUCUACGAGAUCGAGGAUAAGCGCGGCAUGGGCGCCAUCGAGGGACGCCAGGCUGUCGAGGAGAAGCAGGCCGACCAGAUCGUCUGCAACUACGGCAACGUGGUCAUCUACAGCGAUGUGCCCUGCGACCAGGUGACCAAUGUCCGUGUAGGAGAGAUCAAGCAGAUCAAGGACGGCAAGGUUGAGAGCCCUGUGAGCAGCACCACCGAGAAAAAUCAGGCUGAGGAGGACAAGGAACAGGAUGAGAUGCAGGAACAGGAUCAGAAUGAGGAGGAGAACCAAGAGGAGGAGGUCCAGCAGACCAAUCAUCCCAGACAGCAGCCGCAGAACCAGAAUCGCCGACGUCGCCGUCGUCCCGGACAGAAGCAGCAGCAGCAGCAGAGGCUGCAGCAGCAGCGACGUCGCCAGCAGCAGCAGCAGAGGCGUCGACGCGUCAACGGAAACGGAAAUGGCAGUGUGGUGGUGAGACGUCGUCGCAAUCGCAACAACAACAAGAACAACAGCAAUGGCGGCCAGCGUCGCGGUCAGCAGCAGCAGAGGCGUCGCCGUCCCAACAACAACAACAACAAUAGGCGUCGCAAUGGCAACAACAACAACAACAACAAUAGAAGACGCAACCGUCCAGAACAUAGACGUCGCAUCAUUAACGUCAACCGCCCGGGGCAGCAGAGGCGUGGCACUCGCCAGGGCAACAACUGAAAAGGGGUCAAGGGUCACUCGAUCACCGGGAUAACAGAACAAGAAAAUUUUAACGAAAAUGGGCUUAAAAAUAAAUAAUAUAUAAAAAAUAUUCAAGAUCGAUAUAUUUAUUUUCAAAAUAAACUUGCAU